Messenger RNA from Drosophila miranda, 555 nucleotides. RefSeq lists its product as uncharacterized. NCBI's taxonomy places the organism in Eukaryota, Metazoa, Arthropoda, Insecta, Diptera, Drosophilidae. The record is from RefSeq and is a predicted model, not a curated record. Bases 106 to 555 code for a protein of 149 amino acids. The transcript is spliced from 5 exons.
AUUGAUGAUGUUCAUGGCGAGGCAGCUGCUGUGGGGGCAGCUCUGUCUGGUGAUUGGCAGUGGCUGGCCUCUGGACUUCUGUUGGAAUUGACGGCAGUGCUGCUGAUGAGGUCUCCAAAUUACGCCCAUUAUGCCUCAAGAGAGUUCCAGGAGUGGCGAGGCAGCUGCUGGAGGGGCAGCUCUGUCGGUUUAAUAGCAGGUUUUAUUGGCAUUAAACUUCUGCUAUUUGUCGCAAUCAGUAGACGCCGUUUAAUCCGUCGCUUUCGGAGUCGCCACUGGAUUCUCCAUUUAGAAACCUACCUAGGUCCUCAUAAGGCUCUUCAUCGGUCCAUUGGCUCACCGUCCGAUAUGGCCACUGCUGCUGCUGUAUUGGCGGCUAUUGGAACCGCUGCUGCUGCUGCUGCAGCCAAUCUGGUUUUGAGCGCAGCUGCCAUCACACUGGGCGUCUGGCCGCUGCUGCUGCUGGUGUUGGCGUGGCGUCGGAGCAUCAUUCGCGAUCGGCUGCAUCGGCUGGACCCUCUGGUUGGCUGGCCUCUGGACUUCUGUUGGAAUUGA